ACAGACACAAAGCUGCAUUACGCAUCAGUAAAGCAACCUGUUCCUUUCCUUAGCUUCUCUGAGUCUGUGUGCAUUUGUGUGAGUGUGUAUAUGUGUGGCAGUGGGAGGAGGGAGAGCGGGGUGGAGUUACUCGCUGCUGUGCUCUCUGUCUGCACUUUGAGAAAGACACCUGCGCUGGAAGGACAGAGAGAGAGAGAAAAAGAGAGACAGACAGAGAAGAGAUACCAACACAGAAAGAGACACCGAUGCCAUCACCCCUUUCUUUGAAGGUGAAAAAGAAAAAAACUGUGUGAGACAGAAAGGCAAAUCCUCUGCCUUUCCCUGAGGGAGACCUCAAGUGAGCCAAAGGAGAGGGUGGUGGCCAUGGAGCAGCCAGCCUCUGGCCCACGUCGCCGUAGCGAUGGCUCGGUGAGAGAAUGUCUAUUCUUCCCGGUGCUGGAACGAAACGAGCAGGAACGGCUGGAGGCCUUGAUGAAGAGAUCCAUGGAGCGCAGCCUGCAGCUGGAUCACCAACCAAAACGGUGGACAUGGGGGGGCCCCACCCUAUCUGCUGGCCAGGAAGAUGAUUUUGUGUCACUGGCUGCCAGAGCUCUACCCGAAGCCUUCGACCCUACAAUCAGGAAAAGCCUGUCAUCCUCCUCCACACCCACAGACUAUACUGGAGCAAGAGCAUCCCAGAACCCCCACAGGUCCCCCUAUAGAGCUCCACUGAGUCACCUGGAUCAGGGGAAGACCAGCAUUUCAUCCCAAGGGUUGUCCAAGGAGUCUGUGGGCACUGCUGUUCCCCCUGAAAUACCUCAGAGGGACAUACCAGGUGAAGUAAGAGGUGCUGUCUCUCCUGUAUGCACGGCACCAGCCAGACGAGCAGAGUCCCCGGCCACGCCCUCCCGUGGUUCUUCUCCUCGUGCCCAGAGCAGACCAAGGAGGGUUAGAUCCUCAAAUAGCCGUGCCCAAUCACCCUGUACUUCGGGGCAAUACCCCUCUUCCCCCUUGAGGCACAGAGCCACCACCCCUGGUGCCGACAGCAACAAGAAAUGGGAGGAGGAAGAGAAGGGUACCCGGGACAUCAGAGGUCAUGGUUCCCUGGAGAGGAAGACUUCAAAGUCUGAUACCCCUGAGAAGACUAUUCCAAAGUCCAGCAGUAGAGACUUGAGUGUAGAAAAGGGCGCAGAGCUAUCACCAGUGACACUGACAGGGAAGCCAGUUGCUGGAACAACAGACGCAGAGGAGGCAUCACGGUUGCUGGCAGAGCGCCGCCGUCAGGCUCGACAGCAGAAAGAGCAGGAAGAAAAGCAGCGACUUGAGCGGGAAGUGGAAGAGAGGAUGAGGGCUGAGGAGCUACAGAAGAAGCAGGCGGAGGAGCGUAUACGGCAGGAUGGGGUGGUGCGUCAGGCAGCAGAGGAGCGACAACGGCAAGAGCAGGAGAGAACGCGUAAAGAAGAGGAGGAGAGACAGCAAAGAGAGCAUCGUUGGAUGGAGUUGCAGGCACAGCUGGAGAGAGAGAGGGAGGAGACGGAGCAGCAGGUGCGGAAAGAGGCCGAGAGACACCGCCAGGAGCGAGAGCUGCUGAAACUGCAGGAGGAACAGGAAAGAUUACAGCGGAAGAAGAGGAUUGAGGAGAUCAUGAAGAGAACAAGAAAGGGUGAUGCUGAUGCCAAGGUGCUGUACAGGUGAAUGGACAGGUGGGUGGACACAGCACGUGGAUGAAGGCCACUGCAGCUCCCCUGGCCCCUCUGUCUACGGCCCAUAACAACCUUGGCCCCCUGCACAUGCAGAGCUGUGGUGUGGAUGAAUUUCCCGAUGAGGUGCAAUCCAUGGACGUGAGCCCUGUUUCUAAGGAGGACCUUAUCUCCAUCCUGGAGUUCAGCCCUGUGGAUGAGGUUCACACCAUCGGCACAAACAACACCAGCGCCAUGGAGGACCUGCUGGACCUGACGGGUCAUGUGGACUACCCCAAACUUGCUCCUGCCCACACCUUGGGUGACUGCAACAAGAACCUGAUAAAGAGCUUCUGCAACCCUGGGGCAGAGACUCAGACCUCAUCCCACCCUCAGACAAGCUGAACAUCCAGUAACUAGAGAAAGAAUCACAGCACCGAAAGUGCCAUGGCAGAGAACUGAACCCCAAAUACAGGGAUUUGUAUAUCGGUUGAAAGCUGGGUGCCCUACAGACUGUACUGUGGGUCAUUCAACAUUUACUAGUUAAUACAGUCCACACUUUUCAUGAUACACUUUCAUUAGGGUUUGCGAGAUGUACUGUGCUGUAGGGUACUGCAUAACAUUUUAUUUCUUGAUUGUAGUGUUUCUCUAUCAUUCAUGAGUCCUGGCUGUAAAACGGGAUGAAAUAAUCAUACCUGUACUGCAAACUGAUAAUGGAAUGAUUCAGAGAUUAGAACUAAAAGCACUUUUGAAGCCACUCUUAGGGAUUUAAUGGCACAUUGUACGUAGCAUUCAUAAUUGAUAAUCGUUUAAGCAAUCAAGGAAUAUUUGUAUGCAAUUCAUCAAGCAUGAAAAAACCUACUACAUAAAGUGAUUAGUUCAGAUCUGUACCAGAUUUAAAGGAGGCCUUCUGUUUUCAACAGUAGGGACAUUUUAUUUCAUUUUAUUUCUACUGUUUUAUAUUUUAUGUUUGUGUUGGUUUGGACUAUGAAAUUAAAUUAUUUAAUAGUUUGUGCUACUUUGUUUUAUGCAGUAUUAGUGGUGUUUGCAUCCCCUCAUUAUCAAAAACAGGAAAUUUGUUUCAUUCAUAUGUGCAAUGUUUGUGUAAUUUUUAACAUCCUCCGACAUCAUCCUCUGACAUACCAUAGUGGUUGAAUUCUGGCACAGCAGGACAGCUAGUCUGAAACUGAAUACUUAUUUACUCGUUCAUUUAAUUCCUCACACACUCUUUUAAAACAUGUGAACACUAGUGGUGCGCAGUUCAGUUAUUUUUUGAUCCACAUCUAAAGCACCCAAACCUUCUUUAACAUUAGAAACGCCAGAACUGAUACCAUCGGGUGUUUGGACUUUACAAUGCAAAUUAUGUUAAACUCGCAAAUGCAAUACCCUCCUCCUUCCACGCCUUUUCCUAAAUAGCUGGGCUUAAAAUAACUGCGCUGUUAGAACUCAUUAAAGAAAUACAGGCAUUUGGUGCCAUUUUCUUUUUCGAAACCUCCUCUGCCCGACAAUAGGUACCAGAUGCUGAUACCCAGGUGUGAAUGGGUUGCUGCUAAACAGCUACGGUCGCAGCAUUACCUCGUACACCCAACACUACUGGGAAGAAAAUGCAGGGCAAGGUCAGCAAAUGCAGUUGGAAUAAGGCUAAAGAUAAUUGCGUGAAAUGAAAUUGACUUGUGUGCUGUCCUUGCUCACACAAACAACCAAAGCUGUGCCUUCCCUGUGGAAUUGAUAAGCAAGAGGAGAGGGACAGUACAUAUGUAAAAGCUCAAUCGAAAUAGCAAUAGCAAAGAUAAGGGAGAAGCAAGCAGAAUUUGUUAUGACUGAAGAAAUAACUUUUUUUAUAUUGCAUUUUGUAUUUCUUUAAGUACAUUCUCCAUUUUGUGUUUUGCUUGUUUUAUAAAUUUUAGCGCUUGUAAUAUUUUGAAAUGAUGUCACUGUGGGAGCUGAAACUGAUGCUGUAAUGCUGGAUGAGCGGUUUAAUGUAGUAAAAAAACAGCCUUUCUAGUGUUAAAGCACCUGAACCUGAAAGCACCUGAACCUGAAAGCACAACCCAACCCUGUUCAUAGAUGCUUUCCAUUCAAAGCUUCAAAGAUUUCAAAGAAGAAAAAACACCUACCUUUACUGUUUUAACAGUAAUUAAAUAGAAACUGCUUACCUUUACUACUAAGGAAGCAACUAUUAUUUGGUGGAAAUGUCCAUUAAGAAAGGCAUCCAUGCAACUAAUUACACUGCAUGAAAACCUUUAAAACUUUUAAGAAAGUAAAAAAAUUAAAAUAAAAACUUCCAAUGUUUAAAACACGCACACAACCAGCCGGCCUGUUUGCCAGCAGCCAGCUGUGUGCAAACACAAAAUCAAAUACAUGGUGUCAGCAUCCAGUCUGUUUUGCUAUGAUUCAAUAAUACCUGCAGAGCUCACUCAAAGCAUAUUGUUGCAAUUGGUACAGCUGCGAAAAAGUGGAUUGCUGCUUCACUCAGAAAUGAAAUCUAUCCAGCUUGCCUGUACCUGACUAUAAAUAAAUUAGAACACAAAUUCUUUCUUUCUGGCUUACUACAUACACACUGGCAAAAAGUGCUCUCUCUCUCUCUCUCUCUCUCUCUCUCUCUCUCUCUCUCUCUCUCUCUCUCAUACACACACACGCGCACGCACGCACACACACACGCAUACACACAUACACACAC
Messenger RNA from Anguilla rostrata (American eel), 4338 nucleotides. RefSeq names its product MAP7 domain-containing protein 2-like. The record is from RefSeq and is a predicted model, not a curated record. Gene Ontology annotation, cellular component: microtubule cytoskeleton. The transcript has 12 exons. Gene Ontology annotation, biological process: microtubule cytoskeleton organization. Bases 364 to 1674 code for a protein of 436 amino acids. NCBI's taxonomy places the organism in Eukaryota, Metazoa, Chordata, Actinopteri, Anguilliformes, Anguillidae.